AGUUUCUAUUGCUUGAAAACGUGGUGUCAAAAUACAGCUACCCCUGCAUCCUGGACUUGAAGAUGGGCACGCGGCAGCACGGCGAUGACGCCUCGGAGGAGAAGAAAGCCCGGCACAUCAAGAAGUGUGAACAAAGCACCUCUGCAUCACUGGGCGUCCGCAUCUGUGGGAUGCAGGUUUACCAAGCGGACACUGGCCAUUUUCUCUGCAAAGAUAAGUACUACGGCAGGAAGCUCACCCCGGAGGGCUUCAGGCAAACCUUGCGCCAAUUCCUGUGCAACGGCAACCGCCUGCGAGCGGAUCUCCUGGAGCCCAUCAUCCUGCGGCUGAAGGCGCUGCUGUCUGUCAUCAGGAAGCAGAGCUCUUACAGGUUCUACUCCAGCUCGCUUCUCAUCAUUUACGAGGGACAGGAGCACAAGGAGAGCACGGCCCCCUUGGAUAAUCACCUGCACUUCCAAAAAACAAACUGCACCGCGGCCCACGGCACCCACCCCUCCAGAGCCGACGUCCGGAUGAUUGACUUUGCCCACACCACUUUUAAAGGCUCCAAAUGCAACCACACCACUUACGACGGGCCAGACCACGGCUAUAUUUUUGGCCUGGAGAAUCUCAUCAAAAUCCUUCAGAGUAUUUCGGAAGGAAAAUGA
Molecule: messenger RNA, 647 nt
Organism: Mesitornis unicolor (brown roatelo)
Lineage: Eukaryota; Metazoa; Chordata; Aves; Mesitornithiformes; Mesitornithidae
Product: inositol hexakisphosphate kinase 3-like
Exons: 2
Biological process (GO): phosphatidylinositol phosphate biosynthetic process; inositol phosphate biosynthetic process
Cellular component (GO): nucleus; cytoplasm
Molecular function (GO): inositol hexakisphosphate kinase activity
Source: RefSeq, a predicted model, not a curated record